This is a messenger RNA of Scedosporium apiospermum, 1365 nucleotides long. Its product is annotated as Delta-9 acyl-CoA desaturase. The record is from RefSeq and is a predicted model, not a curated record. The transcript is spliced from 5 exons. The coding region runs from base 1 to 1365 and encodes 454 amino acids. NCBI's taxonomy places the organism in Eukaryota, Fungi, Ascomycota, Sordariomycetes, Microascales, Microascaceae. Gene Ontology annotation, biological process: lipid metabolic process. Gene Ontology annotation, cellular component: membrane. Gene Ontology annotation, molecular function: oxidoreductase activity, acting on paired donors, with oxidation of a pair of donors resulting in the reduction of molecular oxygen to two molecules of water.
AUGAAAUGCUUUCGGAUUGGCCGGAAGCCACCAGGACUUUGGGUUAAUAGAACACCUCCGAUAAGAGGUGGCGUUUUUACGAGGUGUGAGACAUCGACGUACGUGGAGACCGAAUACACGUCAGAAACCGAGCUGGCGGUUCCGACCGAUGAUAGCAGCAGCAGCCAGGAUUCCGACUUAGGCUCGUCGACACCUCUAAGCUCCGAGUACAGCGAUGUCGAUAUAAGCUGCGUUGAGCGCCCGGAUGUCUCGGAUGAGGACAAGGUGGUGGUCCCACCUCCCUGCAGAGCCCAGCUUCGUUUCUCCGCGGACGGAUACACGGAUUGGGCUGUACGCCAAGAGAUUGACAAGGACAGGGAGACCUACCCACCCGUAGAUCCCGUUGUGCAGCAAAAUAUCAUCCGAAGGUACCAGGUUCUUCACCGGCGGGUACACGAUGAGGGAUUCUACAAAUGCCAGUACUUGGAGUAUGGAAAAGAGAUGGCCCGUUACACGGUCCUGUUCUUGGCGUUCCUAACGGCCUUACGCCUUGAAUGGUACAUGACAUCGGCAAUCUUCCUAGGGUUAUUCUGGCAUCAAAUCAUGUUCACCGCGCACGAUGCGGGGCAUUUGGCGAUUACUCAGAUAUUCUUUGUGGAUACUCUAAUUGGCAUGUUCAUUGCUGAUUUCUGCUGCGGCUUGUCCAUCGGCUGGUGGAAGAGUAGCCACAACGUUCACCAUCUUCUCACAAACCAGCCGGACCAUGACCCAGAUAUUCAGAACAUUCCCCUAUUCGCCACCUCCCCGGCGUUUUUCAAGUCACUUCAUUCUACUUACUACGACUUCACCUUCGUUUGGAAUGCCGCGGCUGAGAUGUUGGUCAGCUACCAGCGUUACACCUAUUAUCCCGUGAUGGGCAUCGCGCGAUUCAAUCUCUACCUUCUCUCUUGGCUACAUGUGCUUUCUGCAAAGUCGUCUGCCCUCGGAAAGACCAGGGCGUGGUGGAUUCGCCCUACAGAAAUCGCUUUCAUGGCAUGCUACUGGUAUAUCUUUGGAUAUUGUCUGCUCUUACGCACCCUCCCAACAUGGACUAUUCGUGUGGCCUUUGUGCUCAUCUCCCACAUUGUCACCAUGCCUCUACAUGUCCAGAUCACUCUAUCCCACUGGGGAAUGUCCACUUCGGAGCUCGGCGAAUCCGAAUCUUUCCCCCAGCGACAACUACGCACGACGAUGGAUGUCGACUGUCCGGCUUGGCUCGACUUCAUCCACGGAGGUUUGCAGUUUCAGGCAGUCCACCAUCUUUUCCCUCGGGUACCACGCCAUAAUCUCCGCCGGCUUCAGACACUGAAAUAUAUGGCGGAGACGGGAGAAAGCGGCCUCCGCUAG